AUGUACUUGUUUCAAAAUCACUUCUUUACUGCGUCCAAAAGCCAAAUUUUAUUCAUACCCGCCCUGUUGGUUUCAAUUUUUAUCUCCUUCUCAAAAACUGCUCUGUCUCCUUACGGUUUACAGAGAGCCUUCACUCACUCACACUGCACUCCUACCUGGGCCACCAUCGAUCUUCCGGGUCACAGUCCAGCCAACCUUCGCACUUGCAACUCAGAUUACAGAGCCCUAACUUGCUCACCUGCUCUGUCUUGUGGCCGCUGCGGCCCCGAUGAUCUUCCGGGUCGCACUCUAGCCAACCUCCGACCUCGCAACUCAGGUGACCAUCACCCUCGUGGUUCGCGUUCACAGAUUAUGGCGUGCGUCUAUAAUCACGAUGCGGACAUCAACUGACUGAACGCGACGUGACACAUUAC
Molecule: messenger RNA, 413 nt
Organism: Arachis stenosperma
Lineage: Eukaryota; Viridiplantae; Streptophyta; Magnoliopsida; Fabales; Fabaceae
Exons: 3
Coding region: 1-390 (129 amino acids)
Source: RefSeq, a predicted model, not a curated record